ACCAAAUUGCAAAAAAACAUGUCUGAUUCUCCAAAGGCAAAUAUCCACAAAUCAACAUCUUUCCUUAAUAACGAUGGGAUAGAUCAACUAAAACCAAUGGCCAGAACGAAAAGAGUCUCGUCUCUUUCCCUAUCUGAUCAAUGGUCUGGUACUGGCUUGUCCAAGCUAUCCUCUGCUAAAAAUUCACACAAGGAUUUGACUCAAUUAUCUUCUCAUAGAUCAAACACAAGUUUAAACAGAUCAAGACGUGGCUCUUCAGCAAUCAGACACAAGAAGACUGUCAUUGAUCAUCAACGUGUCGCUUCUUAUGCUUUUGCCUUUGAUAUCGAUGGUGUUAUUGUUCGUGGUCCUGAAACUAUACCUGAAGCUAGAGAUGCCUUGAAGAUGUUGAAUGGUGAAAAUAAAUACAACAUUAAAGUGCCAUAUAUCUUUAUCACAAAUGGUGGUGGUCGUUCUGAAGCUGCUAGAUGUAAGGAUUUAUCUACGAGAUUGGGUGUUGAAGUUACCGAAGAUCAAGUGAUUCAAGGUCAUACCCCAAUGAAGGAUUUAGUUGAUGUUUAUAAAAAUGUCCUUGUUGUUGGUGGGGUUGGUGACACUUGUAGAAAAGUUGCUGAAGGUUAUGGGUUUGAAAAUGUUUAUAUCCCAUUAGAUGUUAUGAAGUGGAAUCCUUCAGUGUCUCCUUAUUAUAAAUUGACUGAAGAAGAUUUGGCUAUAACAAAAGAUUGUGAUUUUAGUAAAACACCAAUUGAUGCAAUCAUGGUGUUUGCCGAUUCAAGAAAUUGGGCUGCUGAUCAACAAAUCAUUUUGGAAUUGUUGAUGUCUAAAAAAGGUACAAUGGGGACAAUUUCUAAAACUUUUGAUGAAGGUCCACCAAUUUAUUUUGCUCAUUCUGAUUUUGUCUGGGCUACUGAUUAUAAAUUAUCAAGAUAUGGUAUGGGUGCCUUGCAAGUUUCCAUUGCUGCUUUAUAUCAAGAACAUACUGGUAAAGAAUUGAAGGUUACAAGAUUUGGUAAACCUCAACGUGGUACUUUCCGUUAUGCCAACAAAGUUUUAGGUCAAUGGAGAAAGGAUGUUUUAGAUGAACAUUUGGAAAAAGUUGAACCAGCCACUGAAGAGGAUGCUAAUGCUGCUGUUUUCGAUUCAGAAGAUGAAGAGAGUGAUUCAGAAGAUGAUGAUGAUGAACCAUUAACUGUUCAAAAAUUAUCUCAAUUGACUCUUGAUUUACCACCUGCUUCUACUGUUUAUUUCGUUGGUGAUACUCCAGAAUCUGAUAUUAGAUUUGCUAAUUCUCAUGAUACUUCAUGGCAUUCAAUUUUGGUUAAAACUGGUGUUUAUCAAGAGGGGACAACUCCAAAAUAUAAACCAAAACAUACUUGUGAAAAUGUCUUGGAGGCUGUUAAAUAUGCUAUUGAAAGAGAACAUCAAUUGGAAUUGAAGGAGUGGAAUGCAGGUGCUGUUGAUGUUCCUGUUGUUUUAAAUGAAACUGUUCAAACUAAUGAAUCUAGUGAUAAAAAAGAUGAUAAAGAAGAGGAUCAUAAACCAAAGGCAACAUUUGGUUUAUAG
Molecule: messenger RNA, 1563 nt
Organism: Hansenula anomala
Lineage: Eukaryota; Fungi; Ascomycota; Saccharomycetes; Phaffomycetales; Wickerhamomycetaceae
Exons: 1
Coding region: 19-1563 (514 amino acids)
Biological process (GO): glycerophospholipid biosynthetic process
Cellular component (GO): mitochondrion
Source: RefSeq, a predicted model, not a curated record